CUAGUACUCGAUCAUAACACCCGGCAGCUUAAAAAUCUCUCAGCCAUGAACCCUCCUCCUUUUGCUUCAUUCUACUUGCUCCUGUCUUGUUUACUGAUCAUCGUAGUAUCAACCUCGACAUCCAAACCAGCAUUAGCUUUCUCCAUUGCUAGCCUCAGGAAAUACCACCAACUCGAGCUCCCUUAUAACGUAGUCGGCCCCGAAAGCGUUGCGUUCGACUGCCGUGGAGAAGGACCUUAUGUUGGGGUUUCAGAUGGUAGAAUUCUCAAAUGGGAGGAACCUCACAACGGCUGGAGAGAGUUUGGCUACACUUCCCCGAAUAGGCAGAGGAAAGUAUGUGAUGGCUCAACCAACAAGAUAAAUGAACCGAUAUGCGGAAGGCCACUGGGUCUAAAGUUUAACCCUACAACAUGUGAACUGUAUAUAGCAGAUGCCUAUUUUGGACUCUUGAAGACGGGACCAAAUGGUGGCCGUCCUCAUCAACUCGCCACUUCUGCAGGAGGAGUCCCCUUCCAUUUCUUAAAUGCUUUGGACAUCGAUGACGAAUCUGGAAUGGUUUAUUUUACGGACACUAGCAUUAAUUUCCAAAGAAGUGUUUGGAUAUUGUCCAUCAUCUCCGGUGACAGAACUGGAAGGUUAAUGCAAUACGACCCUAGUACAAAGAAGGUGACUGUGUUGCUCAAGGGAUUGGCAUUUCCAAAUGGUGUGGCUCUAACUAAGGAUAAAUCUUUCCUCCUCCUAGCCGAAACUGGCACGCUGAAAAUCCUCAGGUUGUGGCUUCGAGGACCCAAAUCUAAUGCCUUGGAACUUUUUGCUCAACUAGUCGGGUUCCCAGAUAACAUCAAAAGAAACAACAAUGGAGAAUUCUGGGUUGCGAUCAACAACGGAAGAGGAAGAUCAAUAUCUCGGACUCUGCUAGGAGAUCCUGUAGGAGCAAAGUUUGAUGAAGAAGGAAACGUUUUGGAGGUGUUAGAUGGAGAGGAUAGUACGGCAGCGUUGCUUCAGUCUGUUAGUGAAGUUGAAGAACACAACGGAAAGUUGUGGAUAGGAUCGGUGGAAAAUUCAUAUGUUGGUGUUGGCUUGUUUUAGCUAGAAUUCAUAUGUUGAUAUAAAUCUGAGUUUCGUUGCGUGCA
This is a messenger RNA of Rosa rugosa (rugosa rose), 1133 nucleotides long. RefSeq names its product protein STRICTOSIDINE SYNTHASE-LIKE 10-like. The transcript has 3 exons. Gene Ontology annotation, biological process: biosynthetic process. NCBI's taxonomy places the organism in Eukaryota, Viridiplantae, Streptophyta, Magnoliopsida, Rosales, Rosaceae. The coding region runs from base 46 to 1089 and encodes 347 amino acids. The record is from RefSeq and is a predicted model, not a curated record. Gene Ontology annotation, molecular function: strictosidine synthase activity.